Messenger RNA from Tachyglossus aculeatus (Australian echidna), 2538 nucleotides. It is a transcript of the gene PODN, whose product is annotated as podocan. The transcript has 11 exons. NCBI's taxonomy places the organism in Eukaryota, Metazoa, Chordata, Mammalia, Monotremata, Tachyglossidae. The coding region runs from base 53 to 1828 and encodes 591 amino acids. Gene Ontology annotation, molecular function: protein binding. The record is from RefSeq and is a predicted model, not a curated record.
CCCAUCCCUCACCCUGGACCCUGGCUCUCCACGGAAGAGGCAGACAGCGGCGAUGGCCUGGAGCAAAGCGUUCCUGCUCAUGCUGUGGGCGGGGGCCUGGAACCCGGGCAGCCAUGGGGCUGAUGACCAGAGCGAGGACGACGAGUUUCUGGAUCCCCCUACCCUGUUCCUGGGACCGGACUCCGGCCCCCCAGCCCAGGACUGCCCCAGAGACUGCGCCUGCUCCCAGGAAGGGGUAGUGGACUGCGGGGGCAUCGACCUCAGGGAGUUCCCCGGAGACCUGCCGGCACACACCAAUCACCUGUCCUUGCAGAAUAACCAGCUGGAGAAAAUCUACCCAGAGCAGCUGUCCCGACUGCACAGGUUGGAGACCCUCAACCUGCAGAACAACCGGCUGACAUCCAAAGGGCUCCCGGAUGCCGCCUUUGAGCAGCUGGUGAACCUGAAUUACCUGUACCUGGCCAAUAAUAAGCUGACCCUAGCUCCCAGGUCGCUCCCGAAUACAUUGAUCAGUGCCGAUUUUGCAGCCAAUUAUCUCACCAAAAUCUAUGGACUCACUUUCGGCCAGAAGCCAGAAUUGAGGUCGGUGUAUCUGCAUAACAACAAGCUGGCCGACGCGGGGCUCCCCGACAACAUGUUCAAUGGCUCCGGAAACGUGGAGAUCCUCAUCAUGUCCAGCAACUUCCUCAAGUACCUGCCCACCAACCUGCCCCCGGCGCUCUACAAGCUGCACCUCAAGAACAACAGACUGGAGAAGAUCCCAAAAGGAGCCUUCAGUGAGCUGACCAGCCUGCGGGAACUGUAUCUGCAGAACAACUACCUGACCAAUGAGGGCAUGGACAAUGAGACAUUCUGGAAGCUGUCCAGUCUCGAGUACCUGGACCUGUCCAGCAACAACCUGUCGCAGGUGCCCGCCGGGCUGCCGCGGGGCAUCGUGCUGCUGCAUCUGGAGAAGAACGCGAUCCGCAGCGUGGGACCGGACCGCCUGACGCAGAUCCGCAGCCUGGAGUACCUGCUGCUGCACAACAACAAGCUGCGGGCCGGCGGCAUCCACCCGCUGGCCUUCCGCGGCCUGAAGAAGCUGCACACCGUCCACCUGUACAACAACCUGCUGGAGCGGGUGCCCAGCGGCCUGCCCCGCCGCGCCCGCACCCUCAUGAUCCUGCACAACCAAAUCACAGGCAUCGGCCGCGACGACUUCUCCUCCACCUACUUCCUGGAGGAGCUGAACCUCAGCUACAACAAGAUCAGCAGCCCCCGGGUUCACCGCGAUGCCUUCCGUAAGCUGCGGCGCCUCCGCUCCCUGGACCUGUCCGGGAACCGGCUGACCGGCCUGGCCGCCGGGCUGCCCCGCCACGUGCAGGUGCUCAAACUCAAGGACAAUGAGAUUCGGGCUGUGCCCGCGGCCGCCCUGGCCGGCAUGGCCAACCUGCGGGAGCUCUACCUCAACAACAACCGGCUCAAGAGCAAGGCGGUCUCCCGGAGGGCCUGGGCGCACCUCACCAGCCUGCAGCUGCUCGACAUGGCGGGGAACCAGCUGACUGAGGUUCCUGCCGGCCUCCCUGCCUCCCUGGAAUAUCUGUACCUCCAGAACAACCGGAUCACUGCAGUGCCAGAGGGCUCCUUUGAUUCCACGCCCAACAUCAAAGGGAUCUUUCUCAGGUUUAACAAGCUGGCAGUGGGCGCAGUGAAGGAAAGCACAUUCCAGAAGCUGAAGCACUUGCAGGUUUUGGACAUCGAGGGAAACUUUGAGUUUAGUGAUAUAUCCAAGGACCGGGAUCACUCCGAGGAAGAAGAGGAGGAGGAGGAGGAGGAAGAAAUGAGCUAGGCUUCCCUGGACUGCUUACAUGGAGCUGGAAACAGAUGGAAACGUUGACUUCUCUCUCUCUCUCUCUCACCACGUAUGUAUAUACAGUGUGCGUGCAUGGGUGUGAGCGUGUUUGGACGUGUGCGAACAUGGCCGCCAGCCCGACAGCAUUCGAUGUGGCAGGGCCAGCGCAGCAGGGCUGGGCUCCACGCAGACGCUUGCACCUCUCCGGGGGAAGACCGGGGCCCGUGUCCUCUGCCCCUCGCCCCCACCGGCCCGGGCGGAGCCCUGGCUGGGAUCCUGGCUCUUCUCCCCCGCACCACGCUGUGGCCUAGAAGAGCUCACCUCCUCCCCCGACCCGUUGGCUGCAGAGCUUCCCGGACUGCAGAGCAGAGCCCGCUGCACCCAUCGCGAGCGGAGACCCUCCGGCCGCCUGGACGGACGCCCCGCCCCGGGGCAGCACGCCCGCUGGGAGACGGGAUCCCCAGGGGAGUUGGCUGGGGGCCGCCCUGGGACAGAAUGCGACAUGGACGUUGGGAUGAAGAAGAGAAACCAGUGAGGUUCCCAUCGGCAACUCCUUCUGUGUUGAGGUGCAGCGUGGGAAUGUCUGAAAUUCCCGGGGUUUCCCGGGCUGGCAUUCGGCUGGGCGUGCGGGGCUGUAGAGAAAAGAACCCUCCCCUGUUGUCCUGGCGAAUAUAAAAGCGUUUACCUCAGUCUGCCUAGAUGCCCUA